UUCGCCUCUCCACGGCUGCUGACGUUGCUUGUGCUUGGUUCAUCACCAGAUAAAGAGAUAAAAUCCGGUUCGGUUUUAUAAACCCAACAAGACGAAAGCGGACGGCAGAAGGUGUCUGAAUCCGCAAUGAAGACUGCUCUGUGUCUAGCCUUGUGCCUCGCUUGCUGCCUGAUACGCACAGAAAGCCUUAGUUGUGUUCCCGGAGGUCAAGGAUGCACUCCAGAGAAGGAAGAUGAAUUGAAAUGCCGAAAUGGAACUGUCGUGGGUCCGUGCAAUGGCUGUGAGUGUGCCAAGGACCGAGGGGAAGAGUGCGGUGGUCCGUGGGGCUUUCUGGGCCAGUGCGCCUCGGGCCUGACCUGCAGGAGGGACGGGCCGCACUUCCAGUUUAGGGGAAAGUGCUACUGAAGAUGCUGAAGAUGAGGAGAGAAACAAAAAAACACGAAUUGGAAAUAAAGGAAUAAAGAUGGAAUGACUAACGAAAUGUGACGGUCAAGUCGAACCCUCGUGGAAACAGGUAAGAAAAAGAAAGAGAAAAUAAAGGAAUACAAAUUUCACAAAAGUAAUAAAGGAUGGUUGUGACUGUAAUACUGUAGUACGCAUUUGUGAACGUUUUGUUUGAAAUAAAUUAUAAAAUAUGA
Molecule: messenger RNA, 638 nt
Organism: Penaeus vannamei (Pacific white shrimp)
Lineage: Eukaryota; Metazoa; Arthropoda; Malacostraca; Decapoda; Penaeidae
Source: RefSeq, a predicted model, not a curated record